AUGCUGUUUCUGCUACUCCCCUUGAUCACUGCUCUCUUCCCAGGAGGUGACAGUGAAUUUGGGUUUGAAGAGCCUGUCUCCUAUCAUAUCAUGUGGAUGUUAUCCUUUCACAACCAUUCCUGGGCACAUCUGUGGUCAGGCUGGUUGGGGGAGCUGCAGAUUCACAGCUGGAACAGCAGGUCUGGUGCCCUCAUUUUCCUGUAUCCCUGGUCCAGGGGCAACAUCAGUAAUGAGGUGGUGAUGGAUGUGGAAAGGACUUUCCAGAUCCUCAUUAUUAGCAUUAAGGAAUUUGUCAUUGAUGACUUGAUGCUUGAAGAUCCCUUUGAUCUGCAGGUGGCAAUAGGCUGUGAACUGCACUCUGGGAAGUCCUGGGUAGGCUCCGUGCAGGUAGCUAUCCAAGGACAUGACUUCAUGAGCUUCCAGAAUAAAACAUGGUCACCACCUCCCAUGGGUGGAAGAGAGGCCCAGGAAAUCUGCGAGCUGUUCAAUCAGGACCAAGACAACACAUAUUCAUUACACAUGCUCCUCAGUGAUGACUGCCCACAUUUCACCUUGGGUCUGCUUGAUGCAGGGAAGGCUCAUCUUCAGCGACAAGUGAAGCCUGAGGCCUGGCUCUCCAGUGGCCCCAGUCCUGGACCUGGCCGUCUGCUGCUGGUGUGCCAUGUGUCUGGAUUCUACCCAAAGCCCGUGUGGGUGAUGUGGAUGCGGGGUUACCAGGAGCAGCUGGGCACUCAGAGAGGUGACAUCCUGCCCAAUGCAGAUGGGACGUGGUAUCUCCAAGCAACCUUGGAUGUGGCAGCUGGGGAGGCAGCUGGCCUGGCCUGCAGGGUGAAGCACAGCAGCCUAGGAGGGCAGGACCUCGUCCUCCACUGGGCACCUCAUAGUGCCCUGGGCUGGAUCCUCUCAGCCGUGACAGUGGCCCUGGCUCUUCUGACAGGUCUUGGAUUUUGGUUUAGGAAACGCUGGUGA
Urocitellus parryii (Arctic ground squirrel) is the source of this 969-nucleotide messenger RNA. Its product is annotated as T-cell surface glycoprotein CD1a-like. NCBI's taxonomy places the organism in Eukaryota, Metazoa, Chordata, Mammalia, Rodentia, Sciuridae. Gene Ontology annotation, cellular component: external side of plasma membrane. Gene Ontology annotation, molecular function: lipopeptide binding; endogenous lipid antigen binding; exogenous lipid antigen binding. Gene Ontology annotation, biological process: immune response; antigen processing and presentation, exogenous lipid antigen via MHC class Ib; antigen processing and presentation, endogenous lipid antigen via MHC class Ib. The record is from RefSeq and is a predicted model, not a curated record.